Messenger RNA from Plodia interpunctella (Indianmeal moth), 760 nucleotides. RefSeq names its product Succinate dehydrogenase assembly factor 3 (gene Sdhaf3). Lineage: Eukaryota; Metazoa; Arthropoda; Insecta; Lepidoptera; Pyralidae. Gene Ontology annotation, cellular component: mitochondrial intermembrane space; mitochondrion. The transcript is spliced from 3 exons. Gene Ontology annotation, biological process: succinate metabolic process; mitochondrial respiratory chain complex II assembly. Bases 163 to 528 code for a protein of 121 amino acids. The record is from RefSeq and is a predicted model, not a curated record.
CAAAUUGACAAUGACAUUUAGACAUUCGUGGAAAAUAAGAUAAAUUUGUAUGUUAUUUAUUUGUUCAAUAACAUAAUAAUUCAGCUGUAAAAAUGUUUGAUCAUGUACAGAUAGUCAAACAUAAUUUAUAGUUGAUUAUUAUAUACUGCAAAACAGUAAAGUAUGUCGUGUACCGAGCACGUCCUGAGGGUGCGCAAGCUGUAUAAGUUGAUAUUCCGUCUUCAUCGAGGCAUGCCUGCGGAGUUGCGGGUGUUAGGCGACAAUUAUGCGCGUGACGAAUUCAAAAGACACAAAAAUUGUGGUACAGAGGAGGCACGGAUAUUCUUGAAUGAAUGGACUGAUUAUGCUAUAAACUUAGCAAAACAAAUGAAGCCAAUGCAGCAAGCCAAGAGAAAAAUAUUAGGUAAAUACUUAGAUCCUGAGUUACUUGAUCACAUGUCGGACGAUCAAAUUGUUCAGUUGUAUGAAUUACACAAAGCUGCCUCUUCAGAAUCAGCAGAUGAACACUCAAGUAGUAAGGAUAAAUGACUGUAAUAGAUAUAAAUAUUAGAAAUAUUAGAUAAGCUUUAGUUAAAUAAAUUAUGUUAGAUUAGAUACAAAUUUAACUAGUAAAAUUUUAUUUAUUUUAUCAUAUGUGGAUUUUCACUUUAUAAAUGAAAUUGCCGCUCUGUAGUAUUUUAGUAUUACUGAUAUUGAAUCCUUUUGGCUUUUUAUAGUUUGUGUAAUAUAAAUAUUUUGACUUAUUUGGAAAAUGCAUAAU